Messenger RNA from Entamoeba nuttalli P19, 660 nucleotides. RefSeq names its product leucine rich repeat protein, BspA family protein. Bases 1 to 660 code for a protein of 219 amino acids. Lineage: Eukaryota; Evosea; Mastigamoebida; Endamoebidae. The record is from RefSeq and is a predicted model, not a curated record. The transcript has a single exon.
AUGCAAUCAGUUGAAGUAAUAAAGAAAAGUUGUUUUAAUUUACAUCAAUUUAAAGAAAUUAUUCAAUACUUUUAUAAUAAAACAGAUUAUGAAGUAUUCUCAAUGAUUAAUAAACGAUGUGGACAAGUAUUAUUAUUGUUUAAAGAAAAUCCAAUUCCAUAUACAGAAGAUAUGAAAGUAAUAUUUCCUAAUAUUUGUAUACAACAUCUUUAUCAUUAUGAAGAAGAACAUGUUUUUGGAAUGAAAAAAUAUAUUUAUCAUUGUGAAGUAAGUUAUUCUUAUUAUCAUGAAGUUCAUGGAAAAAGAAUUGAGUUUAAAAAAGUUGUAUUUAAUGGAUUGGAUAGAAUUCGUUAUGGUGGUCAAAUACCUGAAGGAAUAACUGAUAUUGGAUAUAAAGCAUUUAAUGGAAGUAAUAUUCAAGUAGUUAUUAUGCCUGACACUGUUACAUCAAUUAAUAAUAAUGCAUUUGAAAAUUGUAAUAAUCUUAAAACUGUUUAUUUUUCAAAAAAUUUAUUAUCAAUUGGUGCUGAAGCUUUUCUUGAUUGUGUUUCUUUAAAAGAGAUUAAUCAACCUACUACAUUACAAUUUAUAGGUUAUCAUUGUUUUAGUGGUUGUAUUAAUUUGAAAGAAUUACCAAAAGAAAUUAAAAGAAGUAAUUAA